UCGCUUUUAUUCAAGUCGUGAAAAUCAGUGUGAGAAAUGGCGGAGGACAGCGGCAACAAGAAAAUCACGAUUAACGUGAAAACUCCGAAGGAUAAGAAAUCCAUCGAGAUAGCAGAGGAUGCCGAAAUCAAAGAGCUUCGGGCCACUGUUGCGGAGAGGUUCGAAUCGGAUCCGGAUUUAGUAUGUCUGAUUUUCGCCGGAAAGAUUAUGAAGGAUACGGAUACGUUGAAGACCCACAACAUCAAAGAUGGUCUUACGGUGCAUUUAGUCAUAAAAGCUGCGCCGAAAAACGAACCGGAAGGUCCGAGUCGUCCGCCGGCUGAUGUAAGCCAAACUCCGUUCGGUUUGAACCAAUUGGGAGGAUUAAGCGCCCUGGGAGCACUUGGUGGAAAUCAGACCAAUUUCAUGGAUCUACAAUCGCGCAUGCAGCAUGAGUUGUUGGGCAAUCCGGAAUUGAUGCGCACUGUUCUGGAUAAUCCACUAGUGCAGCAGAUGAUGAAUAAUCCGGACACGAUGCGCCAGAUUAUUACUUCUAACCCACAGAUGCAAGAUCUGAUGCAGAGAAAUCCGGAAAUUUCCCAUAUGUUGAACAAUCCGGAACUGCUGCGCCAGACUAUGGAAUUGGCUCGCAAUCCAUCGAUGUUGCAGGAACUGAUGAGAUCACAUGAUCGUGCCAUGUCCAAUCUGGAGAGCGUUCCGGGAGGAUACAGCGCAUUGCAACGAAUCUAUCGGGAUAUCCAAGAACCAAUGUUGAAUGCAACCGCUAGGAAUCCUUUCUCCGGAACAUCGGAUUCGGGAAGUGCUGAAAAUCCCCAGCAGGGAUCGGAGAACCGUAGCCCUUUGCCAAAUCCCUGGGGCGGUAACCAAAGCGAUAACAAUCGAUCAUCCACAGACAACCCACCGCAGAACGUCUUGAAUACGCCUAGCAUGCAAAGUUUACUGCAGCAAAUAGGCGAUAAUCCGUCUUUGAUGUCCAACAUGAUGAGUGCGCCUUACACGCGCAAUAUGCUGGAAGCAUUGUCUGCGGAUCCGAACAUGGCUGCUAAUUUGAUGAGUCAAAACCCACUCUUGGCUAACAACCCGGCAAUGCAGGAACAAAUGCGCACGAUGAUGCCGCAGUUUCUGCAACAGUUACAAAAUCCGGAAAUGCAACAGAUGAUGUCUAAUCCGCAAGCGAUUGAGGCGAUUCUGCAGAUCCAGCAAGGUAUGGAACAACUUCGUACGGUCGCCCCGGGCUUGGUCAACACGAUGGGAAUUCCUCCGCCGCCUCCGGGUGCUGCGACAACUUCUGCUGGCUCUGGAACUACUACAACGACCAACACCAAUACACCGGCUCAGUCGAAUCCAGCGUUGUUUUCCGAUUUCAUGUCACGCAUGGUCAACGGAAUGGCCACUGGAUCGAACACAAAUAUUCCUCCGGAGGAACGCUACCGAUCGCAGUUGGAGCAGCUGGCCUCUAUGGGAUUCGUCAACCGUGAAGCCAAUUUGCAAGCUUUGAUUGCAUCCUUUGGCGACAUCAACGGAGCUGUCGAAAGGCUUUUAGCCCUAGGACAGCUUUCAUUGAGUUAACGCGUUUGAGAUGGAUGGUUCAUGACGCGGAAUAACAACCAUAUAUUUGUAAUACUUUCCUACUUUGGCUAGAUGAUAAAAAAAGAAAAGCAAGAAUCAUUGUAAAAUUAGGUAACCUCCGUAUGAUAAAAAAAAAUAAUAAAAUGUAAAGUCUCCAAAUUCUAUACUCUAGAUAACUUUCUAGGUGGAACCGUCUUCUUGCAAAGAACAAAGAACGAUAAUAGUUGGGCCAGUUUUCAGUAUUGCACCGUCGUGCGUGGCCUCAGUGUUCUCGGAAGUCAUUGAGCAUUUGUCGAAAGUACUGUUCCACAGUUUGUUUGUAACUUCGUAUAAGUAGAUUGUGCAGCGUGUGUGGAGGUGACGCCUGAAAAAAAAGAGCAAAAAUGGUCUGAAGUAGAUGCAAAGCAUAGGAUUCUUAUUCAACUCUAAUACAUUACCUAAUACAUAUACAUGUUGACGUAUGAUCAGAUCAAUGCGACUACGAUGCAUUGUGGCAAAGCAAAAAUAAAUAGAAAUAAAGUAGACGGAAAAUAAAGUGAACUAUACUUUAGUAGUCAGUUACAAACAGCAUAACAAAGACACACACUAGAUAUCAGGCUUAGCUUCGAUGAUGAUCGAUAGUCUACGAUCGGAAAGCAUUAGAUUACUGUGGCGUUUAUGAUAAAAAAAGGAAAAUUUAUCUUUACAGUUUUCUGCGAACAGGUUUACCCAUUCAAGACAGGAUAUAUAAUAAAGGUGGUAUAAAGCUAAAGAA
Molecule: messenger RNA, 2323 nt
Organism: Ochlerotatus camptorhynchus
Lineage: Eukaryota; Metazoa; Arthropoda; Insecta; Diptera; Culicidae
Gene: Ubqn
Product: ubiquilin
Exons: 5
Coding region: 37-1569 (510 amino acids)
Biological process (GO): ubiquitin-dependent protein catabolic process
Cellular component (GO): cytosol
Molecular function (GO): polyubiquitin modification-dependent protein binding
Source: RefSeq, a predicted model, not a curated record